GUUUCUCUAAACAUCACCCCUCUUCAGCCUGCGGAACUCUCGUUGUUUUGGAUUUCAAAACCCUAGAUGUCCUUUAUGAGGAUUCCUCAAUCGUUACCAUCGAUGUUCCCUAUGUUCCUGGAUUUCUUGCCUUCAGAGAGGCUCCAGUAUUUGUACAACUUUUGAAGAAAAUGCAGGAUUCUUCUCAUCCUUUCUACCCUCAGUUGUUGAUGAUCGAUGGAAAUGGAAUACUUCAUCCUAGAGGCAUGUGCUUCUGUUAAAGCUGUCUUUGUAGCCGAAAUUCUGGGCUUUGUUUGGUGUGUCCUUAUAGUUGGGGAUCGAAUGCUUUUGGUAGUUAAGGCUUUGGCUCAGCUUGCCAUCUCGGGGUUCUUGCUGAUCUCCCCACAAUUGGCGUAGGGAAGAAUACAGUUGCAUCAUGUGGAUGGUCUUACUAACUCCAGAGUAAGGGAGCUUCUAGAAGCUGAAGACAACUUCAACGUAGACUUCGUCCCUUUAGUUGGAGACUCAGGGAACACUUUAGGAGCAGCAAUACAUUCAAGUAAAGGGUCAUGUAAACCAAUAUUUGUUUCAGUUGGCCACCGUGUAUCUCUUGCUUCUGCUGUUGAAGUUGUUAAAAGAACAUGCAAAUACCGUGUGCCAGAGCCCAUCAGGCAGGCUGACAUAAGAUCAAGAGACUAUCUUCGGAAGCAUCAUUGAAUCAUUUUAGACGGUUAUCUCAAGAGACUGCCUACAUUCUACCUAUUUAGUGGGACCUACAUUAGGAGAAGGCGGCGGAGGGUGUUGAAAUACGUGGAGGAAAGAGGCAGAUGAUGAAGAGGAUGAUGAUGCUUACACGUACUGUCGUGAAUCGCUUCACCAUUGUUCAGUCACACUCUCUACGUUGUCACUCGCAAAGCCGUCGCCAGAUGAGCAUGGGAAGUGAAAGUCUUGUUAGCCGGCUUAAGAGUUGUGGAUUAUUACAAACCAAAGGUCUUAUUGGUGGGAAGUGGGUCGAUGCAUACGAUGGAAGGACCAUCGAGGUUCACAACCCUGCUAACGGUCAAGUUAUAGCCUCUGUUGCUUGCAUGGGAGACAAGGAAACAAAAGAUGCAAUCUCUGCAGCCUAUGAUGCAUUUGCCCCUUGGAGCAAGCUUACUGCUGCUGACAGGAGUAAUCGCCUACGUAAUUGGUAUAACUUGUUGAUUCAACAUAAAGAAGAGCUUGGACAGCUUAUAACUCUGGAGCAAGGAAAACCUAUCAAAGAAGCCAUUGGGGAGGUUGGAUACGGGGCUAGUUUCAUCGAGUUCUUUGCAGAGGAGGCAAAGCGUGUUUAUGGUGAUAUAAUUCCAGCAACGCUGCCUGACCGCCGUCUUUUUGUUCUAAAGCAGCCUGUUGGUGUGGUUGGUGUAGUAACUCCUUGGAAUUUCCCCUUAGCAAUGAUCACCCGCAAGGUUGGCCCUGCCCUUGCCUGCGGUUGUACGGUGGUCAUAAAGCCUUCAGAGUUUACACCUUUGACUGCCUUAGCGGCAGCUGAGCUGGCCCUUCAAUCUGGAAUCCCACCAGGUGUCUUGAAUGUGGUAAUGGGCGAUGCUCCAAAGAUAGGAAAUUCUUUGCUUGAGAGUCCACAAGUAAGAAAGAUAACAUUUACCGGUUCGACAGCUAUUGGAAAGAAAUUGAUGGUUGGUGCAGCCGAGACUGUUAAAAAGGUAUCUCUAGAACUUGGUGGUAAUGCACCUUGCAUAGUCUUCGAUGAUGCUGAUCUGGAAGUGGCACUGAAAGGGAGUUUGGCAACCAAAUUCCGAAACAGUGGACAGACAUGCGUAUGUGCAAAUAGAAUACUUGUGCAAGAAGGCAUAUAUGAGAAGUUUACAAGCGCCUUUUCAAAUGCCGUCCAGGACCUUAAAGUUGGCAAUGGUUUUAGUGAAGGUGUGGUUCAGGGACCACUUAUCAACGAGGCUGCUGUACAGAAGGUUGAUUCAUUUGUGCAAGAUGCUAUCUCAAAGGGAGCAAAAGUCCUUGUGGGUGGUAAGAGGCAUAGCCUCGGGUUUACUUUUUAUGAGCCUACAAUUAUAGGUGAUGUCAAGAAUGAGAUGCUCAUAGCAAGGCAGGAAGUGUUUGGACCUGUUGCACCUGUUAUACGGUUUAAAACCGAAGAAGAAGCUAUACAGAUUGCUAACGACACCAAUGCAGGGUUAGCUGCUUACAUAUUCACAAACAGUAUGAAACGAUCGUGGCGUGUGGCUGAGGCUCUUGAAUAUGGUAUAGUGGGAGUCAAUGAGGGAUUGGUUUCUACAGAGGUGGCUCCAUUUGGAGGUUAUAAGCAGUCUGGUUUAGGACGGGAAGGUUCCAAAUAUGGUUUGGAUGAGUAUCUUGAAAUCAAAUACGUUUGUAUGGGGAACAUGGGAUGAUUUGAUCAUAGAUUGGUGAGGUUGAUGUUCCAGACGUAGGAGAAAUGUUGCAGGAUGGUAAGAUUGUAGGAUUUGUAUUUUGUGCAUGCUUUUAUAAGAAUAAAUAAAUGGUGUAACCCAAAACAUAUUUGCUCAAUAAAUAAGGUAGAUUGAUUUGGUUUUUGAACA
Messenger RNA from Helianthus annuus (common sunflower), 2555 nucleotides. RefSeq names its product succinate-semialdehyde dehydrogenase, mitochondrial. NCBI's taxonomy places the organism in Eukaryota, Viridiplantae, Streptophyta, Magnoliopsida, Asterales, Asteraceae. The coding region runs from base 807 to 2387 and encodes 526 amino acids. Gene Ontology annotation, biological process: GABA catabolic process. The transcript is spliced from 26 exons. Gene Ontology annotation, molecular function: succinate-semialdehyde dehydrogenase (NAD+) activity. The record is from RefSeq and is a predicted model, not a curated record.